AAAUGAGUUUUGGUUUAAUUGACUCAUUUGACAGGAAUAUGAUUAAAUAUAUAGUCGUAUGAUUGCAAUGCAAUCAUUUACUGAACGGCACCGACAGGUGUUUGCAAAAGUAAUUUGUAAAACAAAUUCUACAAACAGUGACUUACUUUCACUUCUCGUAUAACAAAAUCCAAACAAUCUGUCGAUUCAAUCGUAUAUUAUAUACGAUUACAGAAUGAAAAGUAAUUUUUAUUAUUUUUUAUAAUAAUAUUCACAUCAUUCCCAACACAUCACACCAUAUCAUACAAUACCCAACACUCUCUCAAUGCUCUACAGAAUCCACAACUUUUAGCAUUCAGUAGUUUUCUCUCAAUUCAAGUCAAACUUCUCGUUCAUAUUGUGUUGAAAAUUGUUAAAUAGUAGUGAAAUUGAAAUAUUACAAAGUUUGUAAUACAAAGCAUCAUGCAAAGUUUACAAACUAUUCAAAUGGAUUUAUCCGAAAAGUAUUGCCAUAACUCGGAUCCACUCAUCAAUCCUUACCGCAGACCGAGUUAUGUGAAGAGGAAGAAGGAGUUGAUCGCGAAUAUGAUGGCAUCGCUUAACGGAACCACUCCUCCCAAUGGCAAUGCAGUUGUGCACACCGGCCCGCCGAUGCCGUGGUUUGGUAUGGAUAUCGGCGGAUCACUCGUCAAACUGGUGUACUUCGAGCCGACGGACAGCUCUCCGGCGGAGAUCGACUCGGAAUUGGAAACACUGAAGAAAAUCAGACACUAUUUGAAGCGAAACGCUUCGUACGGCGCGACCGGCAAACGUGACGUUUACCUCCAAAUGGAUAAGUGCUGUAUAAAUGGCAGAUACGGAACGCUUCACUUCAUCCGAUUCCCGACGUCCGAAAUGCCGGUAUUCCUGAAACUCGCCAAAUCCAAAGACAUCGCGCAUAUGGCGAGCACUGUGUGCGCGACCGGCGGCGGGGCCUUCAAGUUCGAGGCCGACAUCAAACGCGAAGUGAAUCUCGGUUUACAUAAGUUCGACGAAUUGGAUUCACUCAUUCACGGCAUCCACUAUAUCGAGGCCUACAAUCAACACGAGUGCUAUUACCUGUCGGAACCGUUGGACGACGACAAGUGCACUAAAACGCCGUACGAUUUCAGCCAUCCCUAUCCCUUUCUCGUGGUCAACAUUGGCUCCGGUGUCGGCAUUUUGGCCGUGUAUUCGCCCGAGAAAUACAAGCGUGUGAGCGGUUCCAGUAUAGGCGGCGGCACUUUCCUCGGCUUAUGUGCAUUACUUACUGGUUGUGAGACCUUCGAGGACGCCAUCCAAUUGGCAGCCAAUGGCGACUCCACUAAAAUCGAUAAAUCGGUUCGCGAUAUAUAUGGCGGCGAUUACUCCAAAUUCAAGCUCAGCGGUGAUAUCAUCGCCUCGAGUUUCGGUCACAUGUGUAGCGCCGAGAAGAGAGCUCAGGCAACACCGGCAGACUUGGCUCGGGCCACGUUAGUGACCAUCACCAACAAUAUCGGUGCCAUCGCUCGCAUGUGCGCUAAGAACGAGGGCAUCGAGAGAGUGGUAUUCGCCGGCAAUUUCUUGCGCGUCAACGAGAUAUCGAUGAAAUUGUUGGCGUUUGCGAUGGACUUCUGGUCGGGCGGAACACUGAAAGCCCUAUUCCUGGAACACGAGGGAUACUUCGGUGCCGUCGGGUGUCUACUCGAGCUCAUGAAGACCGGCCACUCGAGUUGACUCGACUCUCACUCCACAAAUCAUGGUUUCGAGACAUAAAUACAAUUGUUUUGACCCAUUGUUUAGAAUAGAUUUCUUUUUAAUAGUGACAUAAGAAAAAUUUAUAUCAAGUUUUUUAUGUGUUUUAAAACU
Messenger RNA from Medioppia subpectinata, 1845 nucleotides. The record is from the annotation of a GenBank genome assembly. Lineage: Eukaryota; Metazoa; Arthropoda; Arachnida; Sarcoptiformes; Oppiidae.